AUUCCAAAAGGUAAAGUGGCUAGGUGUCGAGAAUUUUGUGUUCUCUUGCUUUCUUACAUUUUAGGCUACAAAACGAAAUUAGAAAAGGAAAAACCUCUGUAGGGGUUUUAUACGAGGGAAGUGAAGUUUCUUCUUAAUCAGAUGCUCUGGAGUCUGUAUACUCUGUUCUCAAAGCUCUUGUGCUUAGAUCUUAAAUUUUAGUACCCAUUGGAAUCCAAAAGGAGAACGGGACACUAUCCUUCAAGAGGUGUAGCGCCCGUUUUCUUGUGUCUCACCCGAAGAAAAAAAAGCUACAGGUUGGAAUUGAGCGUUAAGAGUGAUGUCAGGAGCAACAUCUCUUGGAAAGCUUGCCAGACAGUUCAGUCAAAUCAGACUAUAUGCUACCCAUCUCAAUGUGGAUGCUCGAUAUCCAGUUCGCAGCCUGAGAAGUGCAAGUUCAGUUUUAGACAGCCAAUCCAGCAGUGAUAGAGUGCCUCAGUUCCCCGAUGAAGAUGCUGGAGCUUUGUCCAGGAUCCGAAUAGGGGAAAAUAUCUCAAGGAAGGAUAAGGCCAAGUUUCUUGUCAGUACACUCGAACUCAAUGAUAGCAAAGAAGCUGUGUAUGGUGCACUUGAUGCCUGGGUUGCAUGGGAAAGGAAUUUUCCUAUAGGGCAACUGAAGAAUGUGCUGAUUAACCUUGAGAAAGAGCAACAGUGGCAUAGGAUUAUCCAGGUUAUAAAAUGGAUGCUAAGCAAGGGGCAAGGAAACACAAUGGGUACAUAUAAGCAAUUAAUUCAGGCGCUAGAUAUGGACCACAGGGCACAAGAAGCGCAUGAAUUUUGGAGGAGGAAAAUUGGCUCUGACUUGCAUUCAGUUUCUUGGGAACUAUGUAAAGUAAUGAUUUCUGUUUAUUACCGAAAUAACAUGUUACAGGAUCUUGUAAAACUAUUUAAGGGGUUGGAAGCCUUUGAUCGUAAACCGCCAGAGAAAUCUAUCGUGCGGAAAGUGGCUGAUGCAUAUGAGAUGUUAGGUUUACUUGAAGAGAAGGAACGAGUAUUGGUUAAGUACGAGGAGCUAUUCAAGGAUAACAUGAAGGGGCCUUUUGCAAAUAGAAAGAGGCAACUUAAGAAGAAGACUUCAGGGAAGCACAAGGAUGGUCCAGAAAUUGAGAGUCAUAAUGAUGUUUCCCUGAGUGGGCUAUAGAUUGUUUGUCCAUGCUCAAUAUGUACAAAAUGCAGCAUUGCCUUUAGUUUCUCUUCUGAAAUGGAGUAUAAGAAAAGCCUUUUCCUGUUCCAUUUAUUAUACUGCUGAGGAUCUUCUGAUUGUUAUUUCGUAGUUAAACAUCCUGCAGGCUUGCAUGUGUUUGGUUGAUUAAA
Messenger RNA from Coffea arabica (coffee), 1353 nucleotides. Its product is annotated as pentatricopeptide repeat-containing protein At4g18975, chloroplastic. Gene Ontology annotation, molecular function: protein binding. The record is from RefSeq and is a predicted model, not a curated record. NCBI's taxonomy places the organism in Eukaryota, Viridiplantae, Streptophyta, Magnoliopsida, Gentianales, Rubiaceae.